AUGACAGUAGAAUUUCAAUUUGCCAAAAAAUUUACUGGGUCUGCGUAUACAAAAGGAUAUUAUAAAGUAUCUGGGUGUAAAACUCCUGGAGAAGGAGUUAAUACUCUAAUGUUUACUUUUCCUUUAGAUGGAUGUGGUACAACUAUUCGAAGUCAGGGAGGCUAUGGUGAUAAUAAAGUUUGGUAUCAUAAUACUGUCAUAAUUAUGUAUGAGACUUAUUUGGGAAUUUUGGAGAGCUUUGACAGAUCUUUUGAAUUACGAUGCGAAUUAGAUGACAAAAUUAAAAAAGUAUCGUCACACGUUACUGUUCCUAUGCUGGCAUCUCAAUCAGUGGGUUUUAAAUUUGAGAUGCCAAAAAUAUGGAUGAAAUUAGUGGCAGGAAAAGAUCCAUCGGCUCCUCCCGCGCCUUAUCUAACCAUAGGUGAAAUCGGGACCAUGGUUGUGGUUAUGGAAAAUCAAUCAAAUAGGUAUGAUUUUUAUGCUUUUCAGUGCUCCGCUCAUGAUGGUAGUGGAAAAAGUCAAGUCAUUAUGCUAAAUGAUCUGGGUUGCCCGAUCCAUCGCAAAUUAGUAGGGCCUCAACAGUUCGAUAAACUACGAUCUCAUGAAAUGAUAUCAUUUGCUCAUUUUAAAGUAUUUAAGUUUCCAGAUGUAGAAAACGUUUAUAUAGAAUGUUUUGUCAAAUUAUGCUUUCAACAAUGCCCCAAAGAAAAAUGUUGGAUAAUUAAAGGCCAUAGGGAACGAUUUCGACGUCAUAUUUACUCAUAUAAUGAUACAAAUAAAAAUGCAUGGACAAACAAUUCAAUCGAAGUUAAAACAUAUCAAAGUGUAAAUGUCAUAUUUCCCAAAUCCUCUGAAUCAAAUUUCAAAGCAAAACAUUUUUUGAGCCAGAGUUUAGAACCAGAUCCUGGAAAUUCAAAACAGGAACAGGAACAAGAACUUUGA
Gordionus sp. m RMFG-2023 is the source of this 942-nucleotide messenger RNA. Its product is annotated as cuticlin-1-like. The coding region runs from base 1 to 942 and encodes 313 amino acids. The record is from RefSeq and is a predicted model, not a curated record. The transcript has 7 exons. NCBI's taxonomy places the organism in Eukaryota, Metazoa, Nematomorpha, Gordioida, Chordodea, Parachordodidae.